Messenger RNA from Diaporthe amygdali, 741 nucleotides. RefSeq lists its product as uncharacterized. The transcript has a single exon. Bases 1 to 741 code for a protein of 246 amino acids. Lineage: Eukaryota; Fungi; Ascomycota; Sordariomycetes; Diaporthales; Diaporthaceae. The record is from RefSeq and is a predicted model, not a curated record.
AUGGCCUCAGAUGAGCAAAACAACCCGCCACCGACAGAGGCUUCAUCAUCGACAUCGGAGUCCCAGUCAGCAUACAACGACCUAAAACGCCUGAUCCCUUCACUCGCAGCGGAAUUGGAGCUGCUCAGGACGUCUUUGCGGGAACACAGCCUGUGGCUCCUCCGCUACGGCCACACAAACAGCCUGCCCGGGUCAUCCGCAGCAGGGCCCUCCGGCCAAGCAACAACGAGCACCGUCCAGCCGCCAACCGGCAACCCAGACCAGGACCGGUACAUCGAGCCACGGCCGAUUCCCCCGCCACCGGGGCCUCAGCAACGACCCCAUUCAUCGUCACAAGGGCCGCCGCCGCUGCCACCACCAUCAUCGGCGCCGCCCGGCGACCAGGAACCUGAACUCCCAGGGUACUCCGCCUCCGACGUCCCGCCUUACACGGGCGGCUUCAGCACCGUGUCGGCGUCCACGCGCGAGGAGGUCCGCCAGCGGCGCGACCAGCUGACCGAGUGGCUGCGCGAGGGCGAGGACGUGCUGCGCGAGUACUCGGCGCGGUUCGCGCAGCUGGCCGAGGAGCUGGGCCAGCCUGUCGAGGACCCGCUGGGCACGUGGCAUAAUGCCAACCCGGACAACGCGCUGCCGGACUACCAGCAGGUCGAGGAGCGGGAGGAGCUGAUGGUCGGCGGCGUCGGCGAGGUGCCGCCGCCUUAUCUGAGUGAGAGGCCGACGCCCAAGGGUGGGCAGGGUUGA